Aspergillus aculeatinus CBS 121060 is the source of this 1650-nucleotide messenger RNA. Its product is annotated as cytochrome P450. Gene Ontology annotation, molecular function: monooxygenase activity; iron ion binding; oxidoreductase activity, acting on paired donors, with incorporation or reduction of molecular oxygen. The transcript is spliced from 4 exons. NCBI's taxonomy places the organism in Eukaryota, Fungi, Ascomycota, Eurotiomycetes, Eurotiales, Aspergillaceae. Bases 1 to 1650 code for a protein of 549 amino acids. The record is from RefSeq and is a predicted model, not a curated record.
AUGCUCCCCAGCGACGAGACUACCGCUCGACUACUGACAGCCUUUGCGGCGGGGAUAGCAGCGCAUGUCACCAUCUUCCGCCUGGGCGAGUGGGACGUCGCCGCCGCCAAAAUCCCCGCCAGCCUCUUCCUCGUCCAGUUCGGCCUAUUUAUCUACUACCUCUUCUUCGCCGGACCCCCCACGGCGCCCGGGACAGCUCUCUGGCUCGUGGGGCAAGUCACUGCUGCCCUGAUCGCGGGAACCAGCACCAGCAUCCUUGUCUACCGCGCCUUGUUCCACCGCCUGAAUAGCUUCCCCGGCCCGUUUCCUGCCCGCCUGUCGAUAUGGUACGUGACGAGCCUCUACGCCCGCAACCCGGACGCCUUCAACACCAUCCGCGGCCUGCACCAGCGGUACGGCGACUUUGUGCGCACCGGGCCGACCGAGCUCUCGGUAAACCACCCGGAUGCGUUGCACGCGGUGCACUCCGGGCGGAGCGAGUGUACGAAGGGCCCGUGGUAUAGCAUGCUGCAUCCGUUCAUCUCGCUAUUUGCCAUCCGGGACAAGGCGGAGCAUAGUCGACGACGCAAGCCGUGGGAGCUGGCGUUCCGGCCGAAUGCGGUCCUGGAGUACCUACCUGCGCUGGAGAAGGGAACGAACGAGCUGGUGCAGCAGGUCGAGAAGAACCAAGGCAAGCCAAUGGACAUGACCUACUGGAUCAACCUGUUCACCUUUGACUUGACCGGCCGCAUCGCCUUCAGCCAAGAGUACGAGUGCGUGAAGUACAACAAGAAACACCCGAUCAUGGAGAUCAACGACUCGUCGAACCUGGUGACCGGGGUCGUCAGCCAAGUCGUGUGGCUGAUCUCGUUCAUCAAGGCGACGCCGGGCCUGAACGCCAACAUGAAAGCCUUGAUCGGGUUCUCCGAGGAGCAAGUGCAGAACCGCCAGAAGAUGCAGACGCACGGGCGGCGCGACGUGUUCUCGUGGCUGUGGGAGGACUUCCAAGAACAGGGGAUUGAGACGCCGCAGUCGCGGCUGGAUUUGGUGGCUGAUGCCUCGCUGGUGAUUUUUGCCGGAAGUGGCACCGUCGCCGUAACGAUCAUCGGCUGCCUGUACUUCCUGACCACCUCCUCGCCCACCUAUCUCCAGCAGAUCCGCGAGGAACUCGCCGCCCUGCCCGAGCUCAACUCGCACACCCUGACCAAAGCGACCACCCUCAACGCCGUGAUCAACGAGACCCUGCGUCUGCACUACCCGGCCCUCUCGGGCUUCCAGCGCCAGACCCCGCCGGAGGGGAUCACCAUCGGCGGCCGCUACAUCCCCGGCCACACCAACAUCAAGAUCCCCUUCUAUACGCUCUUCCGCGACGAGCGCAACUUCGCGCACCCCGAGAAGUUCAUCCCGGAGCGCUGGACCACCAAGAAGGAGCUGGUGCGCAACCCCGAGGCGUUCGCGCCGUUCCUGCUGGGUCCGUAUAAUUGUCUCGGCAAGAGCCUGGCGCUGAUGCAGGUGCGCCAUGUCCUGGUGGAGUUGAUCAGGCGGUAUGAGAUUGAGCUGGCGCCGGGGGCGGAUCCGGACGCGUAUUGGAGGGACAGGACCGAUGGGUUUGUUAUGGGGCUGGCGCCGUUGGAGUUGGUGUUUAAGGAGAGGGAGGCGCCGGCUCUGUAG